ACAAGGAAGUAACGCUCCUUUCAGCUUAACGGUGUAGUUAUUAGACUCUGGUUAUGUGCGCGAACGCAUUUAACAAUCGGCUGUUUACACCGCGGUAAAACCUCUGUCGUGUCCCGGUUUUAACACCAUAUUCUCGUGUUAAAAAGAGUCAUGAAUAUUGGAAAUAUCGGUUGUAGCGACGCUCGUGCCACGGUAUGUCCGGGCAAAAUAUUGACGUCCCUCCUCGUGUGCACGUCAACGCUACUGUUUCCAUCUGUUCAUACAUCACUCCCUCUCAUCAUCAAUACGUGGCCAUUCAAGGAUGCGACGGCUUCAGCGUGGCGUACUCUGCAGUCAGGUGGCUCGGUGCUGGACGCAGUGGAGCAGGGCUGUGCCCGCUGUGAAGUGGAGCAGUGUGACGGCAGCGUCGGCUACGGCGGGAGCCCCGACGAGUCUGGAGAGACCACGCUGGACGCCAUGAUAAUGAAUGGGGAUACAAUGGAGGUGGGUUCAGUCGCAAACCUGAGAAGAAUCAAGAAUGCCAUCGGAGUAGCAAGGGCCGUGAUGGAACGCACUGAGCACACGCUGCUGGUGGGAGAGUCAGCUUCUGUGUUUGCUGAAAACAUGGGCUUCACUGCGGAGGACCUGGCAACCAACAAAUCCAUGAGCAUGUUCUCGCGCUGGCUGAGCGGCAACUGCCAACCCAAUUAUCGCAAGAAUGUUUUUCCAGAUCCUUCCAAGUCCUGUGGACCCUACAAGCCCAAGGCGAUACUGAAGGAGACGAGGAGGGCACAGCAUGCUGAUAUUCACUCCCACGACACCAUAGGGAUGCUGGCUCUUGAUCAAAAUGGCCACGUGGCUGCCGGUACAUCGACCAAUGGAAUGACUCACAAAGUUCCGGGCCGCGUUGGAGACUCUCCUAUAGCUGGAGCAGGGGCUUAUGCAGACAGCUCCGUUGGUGGUGCUGCCGCUACUGGAGAUGGAGAUAUUAUGAUGCGCUUUCUACCGAGUUACUUGGCCGUGGAGCUGAUGAGGACCGGGACAGAUCCCUCAACAGCCUGCAAGAUGGCCAUUUCCAGAAUCAAGAGGCAUUACUCGGAGUUCUUCGGAGCCAUCAUCUGUGCUAACACCACAGGGCAUUAUGGUGCAGCCUGCAACAAAGUCCCCGGUUUCUCCCAGUUCCACUACAUGGUGUCUAACUCCGAGUCGGAUGCACCAGUCCUGAAGUCUGUGGACUGCUUCUGACUAGGCAAAACAAUGCUAUGGUGACGAGUUGCUUUCCAUUUUCACCUCAAAGAAGUUGCACUUGGUCUCUCUGGGCAGCGAGCAGGCGUAGAACUGCCGUCCCUUAUUCUCCCCGUCCUUGUGGACCACUCUGAGGACGGCUGGACGGCGAUGGGAUGUACAGCGAGGGACGCUGGGACCGGGGGAGAUAAAGGAGCCGCCGCUUGUCGCUCCCAUUUUGCGCAGGCUGACAAAAGUGAAGAAAGAGUCUUAUUAGCGGGAAAUAAAUUCUAAAUAACACACAGGACUACCUGUCACAUCAACUCUUAUUAGUGAGCAAACAACCACUCCUCAACGGUGUGUGAUGGCAUGUGAGGGUAAUAAUUGUAUUUGCAUGGUAACCCCACGGCUUCACAUCAAUCUGGGCUUUCUUAACAAUGCUGCAUUAAAAAUUCCAUGGUCA
This is a messenger RNA of Solea solea (common sole), 1666 nucleotides long. RefSeq names its product aspartylglucosaminidase (gene aga). The record is from RefSeq and is a predicted model, not a curated record. Gene Ontology annotation, biological process: protein deglycosylation. Gene Ontology annotation, molecular function: N4-(beta-N-acetylglucosaminyl)-L-asparaginase activity. Bases 151 to 1224 code for a protein of 357 amino acids. Lineage: Eukaryota; Metazoa; Chordata; Actinopteri; Pleuronectiformes; Soleidae. The transcript is spliced from 10 exons. Gene Ontology annotation, cellular component: lysosome.